CCAUCAUGGUCCUCCUGGUGGCCCUCCAGUUGUUGAUCGGUGGUAUAAGUAGUGGCUGGAUCCGCACAACGUCAUACCCCGUGGCAAACUAUCCAACCCUUAGCGAUGCCACUAUUGAACGCUCACUGCUGGCCUUACAAGCAACACAUUCACCAGCGUCGAUCUUGUCAAAGCGUACCUCUCCCGGAUAGCAGAGGUCAAUAGUACAUUUCAUGCUGUAACUGAGGUGAACCCUAAUGCUCUGGAUAUUGCGGCCAUGUUGGAUGAUGAGCGCUCGGCAGGAUCUAUUCGUGGGCCGCUUCAUGGAAUCCCGAUCCUGAUCAAGAACAAUAUUGCCACCUACGACAUGAUGGGCGCAACUGCUGGUUCGUGGGCUCUUGCGGGAGCGAAAGUGCCCAUGGAUGCCACCGUUGCGCGUAAGCUUCGGGCGGCGGGUGCAAUCAUUAUCGGAAAGACGAGUAUUACUCAGUGGGCGAACUUUCGAUCCUUGAACGCAAGUAAUGGCUGGUCAGCUCUUGGAAGUCAGGUCUACGGACCGUAUUUCCCCGAAAGCAGAUCCGUGGGGCAGUUCUAGUGGAAGCGGAGUAGUCUCUGCACUCGGCCUCGCUCUGGCCUCAUUAGGUACCAAAACUGAUGGUUCCAUCACAGGGCCUGCUUCGUUCAAUAACGUGGUGGGCAUCAAGCCAAGUACGUCUGUGUAUCAUUGAAGUCGGUUUCACGAGUUAGACUGAUAUGGCUUCAGCUGUUGGACUGA
This is a messenger RNA of Eremomyces bilateralis CBS 781.70, 754 nucleotides long. RefSeq names its product amidase signature enzyme. The coding region runs from base 257 to 574 and encodes 105 amino acids. The transcript is spliced from 6 exons. The record is from RefSeq and is a predicted model, not a curated record. NCBI's taxonomy places the organism in Eukaryota, Fungi, Ascomycota, Dothideomycetes, Eremomycetales, Eremomycetaceae.